Sitophilus oryzae (rice weevil) is the source of this 517-nucleotide messenger RNA. RefSeq lists its product as uncharacterized. The record is from RefSeq and is a predicted model, not a curated record. The transcript is spliced from 2 exons. Bases 90 to 515 code for a protein of 141 amino acids. Lineage: Eukaryota; Metazoa; Arthropoda; Insecta; Coleoptera; Curculionidae.
GCAUCGUUCUAGUAUCUUUUAUAGGCUUAUGCAAAAGAGUCUUAUGUCUUAAAAGGUCCGACAAUAAAGAAAAAGCAAUAGUUUUUUAAAUGAAACCAUCUUCAUCCAUCGCAAUGGAAGUAAAUGGUCUUGCUGAUGCAAACAACGUGCAACUUCAUGAAGAAAUUUUUACACCGAAAAUUCCUACUUUUAAUCAACGCCUACAUUAUUAUCAUCCUUCAGAGACCAUUAAUAAUUACAGCAGCUCUACUCAUCGUAAAGGUAGCGGAAAGAAAAAUAUGGCCUUAACGGCUUUAACACUGCUGUCAUUUCUUUUCUUCCUCCACAUGUUACAAAGUUGUAUUCAAGAACAUACUGAAAUGAUGAAUCCGCAAGUAGUUAUUAUGCAGUCGCGGCUAGCAGAUGAAGCAAAAGUAUCGGAAGUUAAGACAAAGGAGAAUCCUCAAAAGAAGGUUCUACAAGAAAAUCAGAAUUUUGUUGAAAAUAUGAAGCAUUUACAUAUAAGAAAAAAAUAAAA